Molecule: messenger RNA, 887 nt
Organism: Bursaphelenchus xylophilus (pine wood nematode)
Lineage: Eukaryota; Metazoa; Nematoda; Chromadorea; Rhabditida; Aphelenchoididae
Source: the annotation of a GenBank genome assembly
AUGUCUUCGGAUACGGCUAGUUCGGCUGGAAGCCAGGAAGGACAAGAGAAUCAACGUGGAGGCCACGAGAUUUGCUCCAAGGUUUUGAAUGUGGACAAGAGAAGAUUCUACAUCGAUCUGAAGGAGAACGACCGCGGAAAGUUCAUCCAAAUUGUGGCUGUAUGUUUUUUACAUUUGCUUUUAUAAGCCUGUCUGAUGCGUUAUGUUGUUUUGUCCUCUUUUAGCUCCUGAAUGUUCGUAGAAAGGCCAAGCUGAUGAUGACCUUGCCCAUUGUUAAACAAUUGAUUGCGCUAUUGGACAAACUCGAGAUUAACGAGUCAACUGGUAAGUGUUUAGCAUCCAAUUGUCAAGGACUGGUUUUAGAAUACCCCAAGCCAGUUGGUCGAAUUCUUUCGGCAAGUCGCAUCUAUUUUGCCGAUCUCCGCAAAAACGAUUGGGGCAACUUCCUCCGACUUACUCAGGCCUUCAACCGGACUGCCAAGCGCUACCAAAUCUACAUUCCAGUUGAGGGGAUCCCCGAAUUCAAGAAGCUUCUCCAAGAAAUCGUCGACGAAUACGGAGCUGAUGUGGAGGAGCCUAAGUUGCCGGCCUCGCAGCAGCUGAGAGAUGUCCGCAAUAAGAUGUUUUACUUUGACUGCAACUCCAAUGACUUUGGCGACUAUCUCCGUAUCACUGAAGUAUGAUUUCACGUUGUUUUUUUGUCUUUAGAAUGACUUGGCUGACGCGUGGGUUUGUUUUAGACUCGGUUCAACUCGGACAACCGCACUUCCAUCACCAUUUCUCGUAAGAACCUUCAACGUUUUCACGAUAUCUUGGGUGAUUUGGUCAAGUCGUUCAACGAGCUUCGCACUGAUGAAAAGGACGUGAAGACCGAAGCCACGGCAUGA